Molecule: messenger RNA, 519 nt
Organism: Hydractinia symbiolongicarpus
Lineage: Eukaryota; Metazoa; Cnidaria; Hydrozoa; Anthoathecata; Hydractiniidae
Product: histone H1-delta-like
Exons: 2
Biological process (GO): chromosome condensation; negative regulation of DNA recombination; nucleosome assembly
Cellular component (GO): nucleus; nucleosome
Molecular function (GO): nucleosomal DNA binding; structural constituent of chromatin; double-stranded DNA binding
Source: RefSeq, a predicted model, not a curated record
GCUUCUCCAAAGAAAAUCGCACCCAAGAAGAAACCUGCUGCAAAGAAGACAGCUGAUCACCCUAAAUAUGUGGACAUGAUCAAGGCUGCUAUCGCUACCCUAAAGGAACGCGGUGGUUCAUCUCGCCAAGCUAUUACAAAAUAUAUUCAUGCAAAUUACAAAGUUGCUGAAAACUCAGAUCAUCAUCUGAAAAUGGCUCUUAAACGAGGAGUAACAUCAGGCGAUUUGAUUCAAACUAAAGGCACUGGUGCUUCUGGAUCAUUCAAGCUAGGUCAGGUAAAAGAAGAAAAACCUAAGAAAAAGGCCGCAGCAAAAAAGCCAACGGCAAAGAAGCCUACUGCAAAGAAAAGUACACCAAAAAAGAAGCCAGCAAAGAAGAGCACGCCAAAGAAAGCAGCAAAGAAGCCUGCCACAAAGAAAGCCUCGGCUAAGAAACCAGCAGCUAAGAAACCCACAAAGAAGCCUGUUGCUAAAAAACCUGCAGCAAAGAAGGUCAAAAGUAUUAUUAACUUCGGUUAA